AUGGAGCGGAGGGGCAGGGAGAGACCCCCCCGCACCGGGGCACCCCCGGAACCGCCCCCCGACCCCCGCCGCCUCCCGCAGGGCCCCCACGGGGAGCUGCAGAUCAAAGUGGAGAAAGUGGAGGCGGAGGAGGAAGGCGGCCCGAGCUGUGCCGGCGAGGGCAGAGAGUCAGGGUGCGAGCUGAGGCGCUCGCCAGCUCCUGGGGCGGGUAAAGAGGUGGCACUCGGUGGCAUCAAGAGAGAAAGGGACCGUGGAGGUGGCAACGGAGAGGGCGAGUCGGUGAAGGUGGUGGAGAAGUGGGGGAAUGAGGAGAGCGGAGUUGCUGUCAAAGUGGAACCGCCUGGAGUGGCCUUUGAGGCUUGCAAGCUGAAGGUGGAAAAGGAGAACGCCCCGAGCGGCUUCCAGGCUGGGCCUGCUCAUCCCAGCACCUUGCAGCAGCCUGAGGGAGCUGGCGCCGUCCUUGGAGAUGUGAAGAUCCCCAUUGUGCUUCACUCCUUGCCUCCAGGGACCCGCAUACAGAUCCAAGGCCCUGUGCCCACGGAACAGAUCCACGUCGCCAAAGUGCCAGUGGAAAAAGUGCAGCUUAAACUGCAGUCCUUCAUGGAGCCUUCAGUAAAGAUUGAAACUAAAAAUGUCCCCCUCACAGUUCUGCCUGCUGAUUCAGGAAUGCCAGAUACUCCAUUUAGCAGGAACAAAAGUGGCCACGUGAAGCGUCCAAUGAAUGCAUUUAUGGUGUGGGCUCGGAUUCACAGGCCUGCCCUGGCAAAAGCUAACCCAGCUGCCAAUAAUGCAGAAAUCAGUGUUCAGCUUGGACUGGAGUGGAGCAAACUGACUGAAGAGCAGAAGCAGCCCUAUUAUGAGGAAGCUCAUAAGAUAAAACAAAGACACAGAGAGGAGUUUCCUGGUUGGGUUUAUCAGCCACGAAUAGGCAAAAGGAAACGUUACCCACUGCCUGGCUCUGCUGUACUUGCCAGCACUUCCCAGAACAUCGUCGCUACAAAUCCAGCUGGCAUUUGUCCCUUCCAGACACCUACUUACUCUUUUGUCAUCCCCAGUGUCAAGAACACUAUUGGACAUCCAGUCUGUGAGUCUCCUGCCAUCUGUCUGCCGGCUGCUCCCAUUCAACAUGUUGGUCCAAUUACUCUUUUCCAGACUACCAGUGCAAGCACCACAUCAGUGGUUGUUCCAGCUCCAGCCCUUCCCCUGCACCCUGUAAUUUCACCACAGCACUUUGCUGAACCUGCUCAGACUCAAGCUCUUGAUCUAUUAUCUGGGCUCAAUUGCACUCUGAAGAGACCUACACCAAUGUUCAUUGAGAGCUUUAGCAGAAACCCAAGCAACAUCACCACCACUAAUGGCACAUUUUCUAUCCCUAAUAGUGACCCCCCAAGGGAGUAUCCAGGGGUUCCUAUUUUCCCUAGAGGUGUGCCUCUUCCCCAGACCACCCCUUUUCUUCGCUCACAUAUUUAUCAGUCUGCUCCAGUUGGUCAGCCAGCCAGUCUGUUUGGAGUACCUCCUCGCUUUUCAUUUCACCAGCCUUGCUUUGUGCCUGGACCUCACUAUUUCCCCCCAAGCACAUGCCCAUUCAUCCGACCUCCAUUUGGCUGUGGGAAUUUCUCCAGUCCUGUGCCUGAAUGCCUUGGCUUUUAUGAAGGAAGGUACCAAAGAGAAGAGGUGAUGUUUUCAGCUCUGGACAGAAAUUAUCCUUUCAAGGAAUACCAAGAAGAAAAUAUACAUGAGGGCCACCAUAGCUGUGAGAGCCUUGAAGUAGUGUCCAGCUGCAACAAGGAGUGGUAUUCAGGCCCUCUGCCACAGCUGGACAUUGAAACAUUGGAGGAGGUUUUGUCAACUGCCCCAUCCAGUCCCUCCAGCAUCCACCUCAUCAACGUAACCGACAGUGAUGAGGAAGUGGACGUAAAAUUGUUGCAAGAACUGUAA
Messenger RNA from Calypte anna (Anna's hummingbird), 1938 nucleotides. RefSeq names its product SRY-box transcription factor 30 (gene SOX30). Gene Ontology annotation, biological process: regulation of transcription by RNA polymerase II. The record is from RefSeq and is a predicted model, not a curated record. Gene Ontology annotation, cellular component: nucleus. Gene Ontology annotation, molecular function: sequence-specific double-stranded DNA binding; DNA-binding transcription factor activity, RNA polymerase II-specific. The transcript has 5 exons. Lineage: Eukaryota; Metazoa; Chordata; Aves; Apodiformes; Trochilidae. Bases 1 to 1938 code for a protein of 645 amino acids.